Molecule: messenger RNA, 4418 nt
Organism: Hyaloscypha bicolor E
Lineage: Eukaryota; Fungi; Ascomycota; Leotiomycetes; Helotiales; Hyaloscyphaceae
Product: ankyrin
Exons: 5
Coding region: 55-4269 (1404 amino acids)
Molecular function (GO): protein binding
Source: RefSeq, a predicted model, not a curated record
UUCUGAGAUCCCGCCUGAGGAGACUUAAUUUCCCAUUAUCCCAGCCUCAUCACCAUGGAGCACCUCACCCCUCCACCGUCCGGCAGACUCGUACCGAAGAUUUGGACUCAGUGGCCUCUGAGUCCCCGUCUCAUCAAGAACUUCGGGCCAGUCCGGCAUUCUAAUCCUCAGGAGAAGAAUAUUUCGGUCGAGGGAAGCCAGAUUUCGGAGUCAGUCCCGGCCACUACGGAGCCAGACGAUGAGAAAGCCAAAGAACAGAAGGAUAUACGGCAGCUUAGAUUAUUGUCGCCCGUUCGUACGAAACAAAAGCACGACAGCCUCCGAAGAAUCGGAUAUCCUGAGAGCUGCAGUUGGAUGUUUAGCACCCCACAGUUUAAAGAAUGGUUGGGUCAUGAAUAUUCUGCCGUGCUAUGCUGCUACGGGCCUCCUGGCUGUGGUAAAACCGUACUCGCGUCUGGCGUCGUCGAAGCCUUGAACUCAUCCGAUUUAGAUGACGUGGAAGUCACAUACUAUUAUUGCGAUUAUGCCGAUAAGGCAUCCCUCGAGCCCGCAUUCGUUUUAGGAGCCCUUGUGCGAGGCCUCCUGCGAAAUUAUAAUAUCCCAGAAGAAGUCGGACAGCUUAUCGAGCAACAAUAUUUCGAUGGCAAGCGUACUCCGGAAACGAGCGACGUCUUUCGAGUGCUCAUGCAAACGGUCUGCUGGUUUCAAAAUGUCAUCUUGGUCGUCGAUGGCAUCGACGAGGUUGAUGAAGCGGAUAGAAAUACGAUUCUCCGGUGCUUGAAGACUUUGAUCUCGUGUCCGGGCCUGUCAGCGAAAGUCCUUAUCACAAGCAGAGAGGAUCAAAAUGUCCUGAGCAUACUGUCGCCUCUUCCAGAAGCCAGCUUCCGUGUCAGUCUUCUCGAGUCGGCCACAUCCAACAACAUUGAAAGCUACGUUCGUGACUCGGUAGAGUUGAUGUUACCAGUGGUCCUCGGCAACGCAAACUUAAAAGAUGAAGUUAUUCAGACAUUAAUCACUGGGGCCAAGGGAAUAUUUCUGUGGGUGAAGCUACAGCUUGAAACUCUACGCCUCGCGAGCCAUGAAGAUCACAUCAAGCCCAUCCUACAGGACUUGCCAAAGGAUUUGGACGAAACAUACGACCUCCUUUUACAAAGAUUGGCCCAGUCUUCAAGCCAUGUACUUAUUUCACGAAUGUUCGAGUGCAUGAUCGCUGCUCGCCGCCCUUUGACAAUGGAGGAACUUUGUGAAGGCAUGGCUUUCACCCUUGAAGAUCGCCGCUGGGAUGAUGAGAAGAUUCCCAUCAAUGAUUUAAAUGUUUUGGGGACAUAUGGGGGCCUAGUGGUGUUCGACGAGAAGACUAGAAUCAUCCGUCUUGCCAAUUAUACAGUUCAGCAAUAUCUUCUUCGGGAGCGCCCAAAGAGCUGCUACCAGUUCAACUUAAAGGACGCCAACAAACACCUUGGAGAAGUCUGCAUAGCCUAUCUCUGCUUUGAAGACUUCGAAGAGCAAAACAGCCCCAUCAACAACAGGAUGGCCAUCGAGGAAAUGUUAAGUCCAAUUUCGCCUGUGGACCAACCACAAGAAUUCCCACCCGCAAUCGACAUUGCGUCUAUCACAAUUGGCUUCCGUCAAUCUAUGUCUAUGCCAUCAAUAGCUCCACAGCAGAGCCAACGAACCUUUGAAAACUUCGGCCUUCAUCGCUAUGCAAAGAAGAAUUGGCUGUGGCACGCAGCAAGGUUCGCGCAAAGUGAGAAGUCCGAGAAACGAGACAAUCUCUUCCAGAGUCUGGUGACUCAAAAGCAGUUGCCCUUCGAAUUCAGACCAUGGUCUGCAGAUCUUUUCCUCGGCAAUCCGUACCCAGAUCAGAUGGGCUGGGCGAUCACUCACAACAACCCCAGCAUCAUCAAAAGCUUAUCAGGAUUUGAUCAAUGGUUCGAUUUUAAGAACUAUAUCAGAGAUUCAAUUACCUGGGUGUUCAAGAAUGUUGUCAAUAACUGCCUAUCGGGCGAGCAGCUGCAAUCGAUCGCUUAUUUCCAGGAUGCUUGGAAUGAGAGCUUGCCUAUGCAUGGAUGGGCCUAUUCCAAGAUGUUAAUUGCAGCCCGAAAAGGCAACCUAUCGAUCCUCGAUCUUUGCAGACCGGAUCUGGACAAGCCAGAGCGUCCUUGGAAUCAAUUUCGAGCUCAUCUGAUUCUUGAAGCCGCUGCUGCUAACCAGCAUGCUGUCAUCGAUUCUUUCAAACUGGCACAGGGGCCAAUAAUCGAACAGAGCAGGUCGUUCACCACCGAGUAUGCUGGUCAGCUUUGCAAUGCUCUCGAACGAGCUGCACUGAAUGGACAUGCCGAUAUGGUUCGAAGGCUAGGGCGAGCAGGUUGGAGUGCCUCGAACAUUUUUGGCAACAGAACGUCAGCCGGUAUCCUCGCUUUGAACAACGCCAUUCUUGGCAACAACUCUGAUGUGAUAAAGGCUCUACUCGCGGCUUUGGAGCUUACCAUUUAUGAUCCUAAGGACCCUACGUCACAAAAGGACCCAAGACUUAGCAUCAAAGCACACGCAUUUUGCAAGGCUGCCUGGGCCGGCCAUGUUGCAGCUGUGAAAACUUUUCUCCAGGAUGGGGCAAGCCCAGUUGCAGCUGAUGAGAGUGGGAUGAAUGCAUACAUGCAAGCCAUCAAGGAGGGACAUAUGAACAUAUUUGACUUACUGUUUCCGUUGCCGGGAUGCGGGAGUGAAGGAAACAGCACAGGCUUUCCUUUGGCCCUGGCCGCCGCACAUGGUCGUACCGAGAUUGUCGAAUACCUUAUUUACAAAGGUGCCAAUGUUUUCCAGACUGAAGGUCUGGCUUAUCGAACUCAAGGACUCGAUCAGAAGUCAAAAAUGCCAGGUCCGACACCGCUCUAUGCGGCUGCCGCUAAUGGACACUACGAUAUUGUCGAGCGUCUUCUGGCUGCCGGCGCUGGUGCAGAUGUCAUCAGCACAAAGGACGUGGUGCAACCUGUUGAUGGAGCCGAAAGUGCUCGUCAAAGGUUCUACGCACCGGAAAAGGAACCUCUUGCGGCACUUGGUGUUAUCCAUCCAUAUCAACGACCUCUUUGCGGCGCAGCUUUGAACGGUCACUUUUGGAUCGUCCAGCUACUCCUCGGAGCCCAAGCCCUUGUGAACCCCUCGAAUCUGUCUGAAAACUCUCCCCUGUUGCUCGCCCUCGUUGGUGGUCAUUCCGACGUGGCCGAUCUAUUGAGUUCGAAAGGAGCGGAAAUCAGGAACACAGAGAUGGCUGAACAGGCCCUGCUUGCUUGCUCAAUGUGCCCAGACGGAACGAGGGCUCUGCAACUUUUGAUCGAAUAUGGCGUAUCACCAAAAUGCACCAACUUCUUGGGAGAAUCUAGCCUUCAUAUUGCGACGACGGCGGGCUUGCCUGAUAUCAUGAAGUUCCUUAUCAAGGUCGGGGUGGAUGUCAAUGCCCAAGACAACCUGGGGCAGACACCACUCAUGAGAGCCUGCAACAGCCAAAAUUAUAGAGCAGCAUGGAUCUUGACGACCUCAGGAGCAAACCUCUCAGCUACAGACCGGUCUGGCAAUUCAGCCCUAUCCUGGACAUCUGUCAGCGGAAACGCUCAGAUCGCCCAUUUACUAUUAUCCAAUGGAGCCCCCGCAAACUCACCGAACCUGGUCAGACAGACGCCUUUGUUAGAAGCGACUUUGGCUGGAGAUCAUGCCAUGGUCAAACUCCUGUUGGGCUACGGAGCCAACCUACAUGCUAGGACUGGACAAGCCAUUGACCACCAUGGGAAGAAGAUUCCUAGGGGUUCAACUGCUCUGAUGAUUGCGACGAUUAUGAAUGAGCCAAAGGUUAUUGAAGCAUUAUGUGUCGCAAAGAAGGGAGUCGAGGACGUCGAAUUUGAAGACCGUCGGACGAGUCUACUCCUUGCAGCGGAAAACGGAAAACUGGCAACAUUUCACGCCCUAGUUAAAGGCGGAGCCUCUUUGAAAGCAAGGACUUCUGGCGGCCUAUCCGCUUUAGAUCUCGCCGUGAGAGGGAUAAACAUUGAGGUACUUGAGUACCUAAUGGCUCUUCAGAAACAACGGCUGAAGGCGAAGAUGGAAGGGAUAUUUUCUCGCGAGGAGUUCUCGGGGGCUAUCGCGAUCAUGCCGAACCAUGGCCAGUCUCUUUCCGCAGAGAUGCUUAUAAAUUUGAUGAAGUUGGGGGUCAGACAGGAGGAGUCUCAGGAUUGCGUUCCCAUGACAGAUCCUUCGGAGGAACUGUGGGGCUGGUAGAAUAUAUUGGAUUUUGGGACCUUGGAGCUUCUGUGAAAUUGGGCGUUUUUUUGAAAGCUGGCGGGAUCGCGGCUGAGAUAGGAAUAUUUUACGAUACCCACAGAUGCAUAAAAUAAAUAAACAAAACAUUUCAAUUCAAUUCAUACAUG